AUGCAGGCAUCCAAAGACAAUAAGAAAUGGGUUGGACAUGCUCAAGACUGUCUUGCUAACUGGCUCCUUGAAGGAGAAUAUGCUGAUGGAGAGGAUAGUGAUGGAGAGGAUGACAAUGAAGAUAAUCUCCCAGAUCUGACUGUUGAGGUUGAUGAUGAUGGUUAUCCUUGCCUACUGACAGGCUUUAGAUCUCUUAAGCUCAAGCAUAGGCAAAAGGUUGUUCGCUCUGUCUUUCAAAAGGCCUAUGCUGUUAUCACAAGCAAUUCUUGGGCUCCAGUGCCCUGGGGUGAGGUGACUGACAAUCCCAAUCACUAUCUUGAUUUGGAAUGCAUCUCUGAGAAUGUCAUCAUCAAGGACCCUUCCCACCUGCAAAAGGACACAAUCACUAUGCUUUACUCCCACUGGAUAGAUCACAUUAAUGAGGAAGAGCACCUGAAGAAGGUUGAUGAUGGUAAAAGCUCUUCAGAUGAAAAUGGAGUGGAGGUGGAGACUCUGUCCAUGGCUGAUUCCAGCCCCAAAUACCAUGUUGCUAGGGACAUGGUUGCUUAUCUCAAGUCUCUCUCUACUGUCCCUUUAUAUCAAUACCUUCUUGCUGCAGUUUCCAGCUUCGUCUAG
This is a messenger RNA of Suillus paluster, 615 nucleotides long. RefSeq lists its product as uncharacterized. The coding region runs from base 1 to 615 and encodes 204 amino acids. NCBI's taxonomy places the organism in Eukaryota, Fungi, Basidiomycota, Agaricomycetes, Boletales, Suillaceae. The transcript is spliced from 4 exons. The record is from RefSeq and is a predicted model, not a curated record.